Rhagoletis pomonella (apple maggot) is the source of this 648-nucleotide messenger RNA. RefSeq names its product scoloptoxin SSD20-like. The record is from RefSeq and is a predicted model, not a curated record. Bases 90 to 557 code for a protein of 155 amino acids. Gene Ontology annotation, cellular component: plasma membrane. The transcript is spliced from 2 exons. Gene Ontology annotation, biological process: glutathione catabolic process. NCBI's taxonomy places the organism in Eukaryota, Metazoa, Arthropoda, Insecta, Diptera, Tephritidae. Gene Ontology annotation, molecular function: glutathione gamma-glutamate hydrolase.
CUGUUAAAACAAAGGUUAUUUUCUCCCAUUUUAUAAGCUUUGGCUCCAAAGUUCGAUCACGCCAAACCGGUAUAAUUCUCAAUGAUGAAAUGGACGAUUUCUCUACUCCCGGAGUAAUAAAUGCUUACGGUAUUCCUUCGUCGCCAUCCAAUUAUAUCAAACCGGGGAAACGUCCAAUGAGUUCCACAUGCCCCAGCAUAGUUCUUGACCACAGUGGCAACGUAAGAUUGAUGGUUGGCGGUGCUGGAGGAUCUCGGAUCACAACUUCAGUUGCACAGACUAUACUACGAUAUUUUAUGUUGAACAAUACUAUUCAAGAAUCAAUUGACGCUGGACGUGUGCAUCACCAAUUGGCCCCUAUGCAAGUGGACGUAGAAGCCGAGGUACCUGAACACAUUAACAGCUACCUGCUGAAAGUGGGACAUGAGCUUAAUUAUUUACCUGGAGAUAAAGCCUAUUCGGCCCUUACAGCCAUUGGUCUUAAAACUAAUGAGCCCCAGCCAGCUUGUGAUCGUCGGCGAGUGGGCAGCUGGAAAGUGGUUUAUUCGGGUGUUUAAUCCUGCAAAGCAUGGAACAUGUCUUUUUGUUCAUCCCUUUGUAUAAGUAUCGCAAUAAAAACGAAUAAAGUAAGUCAUAGAUGUUACACCA